GCUGACCUUUGAGGAUUUGUUAGCACCUUUUCCUGUGCCCUCCUCUCACGUCUCUUUAGAAUAGCGUCACCCUGCGUGUUUCUAAUAUAAAUAGAAGCAAGCUGCUGGAAUACAGCCUAAGUGCUUAUUUCACAGGCGAGCUGUGUCUCUCUCGAUGCUCGAUUGCUGUUUAUUAUGCAGCAGUGUGUUGAGUCUCUGGGGAGAGUUAAGCAGUGAAUCAAAAACAGGAAGAGGCCUGUCAUUGCACGCAGCAAUGACUCAAUGUUACUUUAAUGAAGGUGCCCAAUUAGAACCAGGAAGGGAAAAGAAGGUAGAGGACAUGCUGUUAAUAGCUAAUAAGUCCAGGACCAUGAGUGACCAAACUGAGGAUGUCAGCUUAUUAACACCACAGGAUGCGUCAGAGCCCCCGAAGGAGGAAGACACACACAACACUCCAAACUUCAGGGUGCAUCUGUUUGACGAGCUGUCUUGUGAGGACGUCAAGAAGUGCACCAGAGGCUCGAGCUCCCGGCCGCUGAGAGAGAAAAGUAGGCUGCAGGGAAGCUGUGUGCACGAGCUCAUCUCUCUCCCUCCGGCCUCGUCCUCUUCCCAGACCGUCAGCAAAUACAACUCACAGUACCAUAAACUCUUCCACAACAUCCCCAUGGAGGAGAACCUCAUGAAGGUUUAUUCCUGUGCUCUGCUGCGAGACAUCCUGCUACAAGGCCGACUCUACAUCUCUCGAAACUGGUUGUGUUUCUAUGCAAACCUCUUUGGGAAGGACAUUAAGGUGUGCAUCCCUGUAUUGUCUGUACGGCUGGUAAAGAAACACAAGACAGCGGGCCUUGUCCCCAACGGCCUGGCCAUCACCACAGACAGCAGUCAAAAGUACGUUUUUGUGUCUCUGCUGUCCAGAGACAGUGUGUAUGACGUGCUGAGGCAGAUCUGUACACACCUACAGGUCAAUGGCAAGAAGAGCCUCAGCUUCAAGCAGUACAUGGAGGAGCCGACAUCUUUAUCUCUGGAUGAGUUCUCCGUCCCUGAUGAGUACCCAGUGGCUGUGGAUGAAUUCACUCCUGUGCUGAAGUGGAGGAGGAAGCCAACGGUGGCGUCCGUCUCUUCGUCCCUGCCUGAUCUACUGGGAAACUCCACCAGCAGCCUGAGUGCCGUAGACACGUCAUUUCAGCCCAGCGAGACUCUUCAGGAGACAACUCUAGAGUCUGAGAAGAUCCUCCUCACAGAGCCUGUACCAGAACUGGGCCAGAUGGAGUACCAGCUGCUGAAGUUCUUCAUCCUGCUAAUUAUCCUCCUCAUCCUGUCCUCGUGUUACCUGGCGUUUCGUGUGUGUAGUCUGGAACAGCAGCUCUCACUCCUCAGCAGCAAAGCAGCGCUCCCCCUGCAGGAGAGGUAGCUGAUGGUGUUGGGACAGCUCUGACCUGAACACGAUGCAGGCCGUGUCACUUUUUUAUCGAAGUGGAGAUGCUGGCCUGUUUGAUAAUGUGAUUUUUGCAUAGAGAGACUAAACGAAGACGGCAUGCGGCACUGCGGGUUUUUCAGUGCUGCUGGAUGGAGGAACAGGUGAACUGCAGGUCAUGUAGUGACCACGUCCGUCUGCUGGAACAGGAACGGCUGUUGAAGGAAUUACAGCAGAAACAUCCUGCAGGAAUAUUGAUUGUGCAUCCAAGACUUUUAGUUGGCUCUUAAUUUCUGGGAUCAAGCAACGUUCAUGCCUUGACCUCUUCAAGUACACAGUGUGAUGGGUGAAGGCAGGUAUGAGCUGCUCAGUCAGCCAUGUUUCAUUGCUCAUCGUGAUUGCUGUCUAAAGUCAUUAAGCAGAUUUUAAUAUAUAUUUUACAGAUGAGAAUAUAGGAAGAGAUAAAGGUCUAAACACAAGUGUUUUAAUUAUGCAAAUAUGACUUACACUCUCUAACCCGUUAAACUCCCAGGACCUAAUAUGUCUAUUUCUUCACUUUUGUAAUUCUGCACAUUUCCGACAGGUUGACUUUAAUUGCUACUGAAUAAUUCGUAGUCGCUACUGAAUAACAUGCUUUCGGGAGUUUACUAGGUUAAAAACUGGAUGUAUUUAUUUCCUCAAGCUGUAGCCUAUUUCUGUUGCACUCAGGACAGAUAUUACACUCACCACAGAUAAACACAAAAGUAAACAUUUUUUUAUUUAUGUAUUUUAUAGAAGACAAUAAUGUGAAGCUGGAUCACCUGACUAAGUCAGUGUAUUAUAUAUUUACAGGUUAUGCUGGUAGCAAGAAAAAUACUUUCUAAUGCAUCUUCCUUCUGUACUAUUUACUGUUGUGCAGGAAAUAUAACCCCCUUUCUAUUUAUAUGUUUAUCAGUAAUCACGGAACCUGCACAUUAUGUAAACUGUGAAUGCAUUUCAUAUAAAUAGGCAGAAUAUGUUUAAAUGACUCACUGAAGCACUACCAUGCGGGUAUCAGGGCCGAAACUCUGAUGGAUGUUCUGAACAUCUGACACAAAAGAAUUUCGAGAGAUUAAAGGGGUAACUGUGAUGAAUUAUUAUUAUUAUUAUUAUUAUUAUUAUUAAGAACUCCAGACAGUGAUGUGUAAUGAUCAGGGUUUUUUUAAAUUAAAUUAAUAUAUUUUACAGAUUUUCCAAGUGAAAACUUGGCUCCAGCUUUACCAUACCUGCUGCUCACACUAGUGGAAGUUGCUAACCUUCCUGAACAUGUAAGGAAGAAUAUAUAUUUAUUUACCAGGAGAAAAGCCAUGAUCUGUAAUUAAUUCAGUAGUCAGAGCAGGAUUUCACUUCAAUACUUAAACCUCACAUUUGUGAACUGAAAAGUAGGAACUAAUGCAAAGCAGUGUUUGACUGAAAUGAAAACAUUUUCAUUAAAACUGAUAUUUUUCAGACAA
This is a messenger RNA of Pangasianodon hypophthalmus (striped catfish), 2865 nucleotides long. It is a transcript of the gene gramd2aa, whose product is annotated as GRAM domain containing 2Aa. Gene Ontology annotation, molecular function: phosphatidylinositol-4,5-bisphosphate binding. The coding region runs from base 155 to 1390 and encodes 411 amino acids. The record is from RefSeq and is a predicted model, not a curated record. Lineage: Eukaryota; Metazoa; Chordata; Actinopteri; Siluriformes; Pangasiidae. Gene Ontology annotation, cellular component: organelle membrane contact site; extrinsic component of cytoplasmic side of plasma membrane; endoplasmic reticulum membrane. The transcript is spliced from 12 exons. Gene Ontology annotation, biological process: regulation of store-operated calcium entry.